Molecule: messenger RNA, 2611 nt
Organism: Medicago truncatula (barrel medic)
Lineage: Eukaryota; Viridiplantae; Streptophyta; Magnoliopsida; Fabales; Fabaceae
Product: pentatricopeptide repeat-containing protein At1g11290, chloroplastic
Exons: 1
Coding region: 82-2514 (810 amino acids)
Biological process (GO): RNA modification
Molecular function (GO): RNA binding; zinc ion binding; protein binding
Source: RefSeq, a predicted model, not a curated record
GUUUCGAAAAACAAUGACAUGAAUCCAACCAAUUUGGUUCCUUCCAACUGAAUCAUCAAUAUUCCAAAAUCUUGAACAACAAUGAGUUCUAACAACCUCUUAGCACUACACACUCCACCACCACUCUCCACCCCCAAAAGAAGCACAACCCCAUUAUACCAAAGAAUCUACAUCCCAACCCAUAUCUACCGCCACCCAUCAUCCAUCCUCCUAGAACUCACUACUUCCAUUUCAGAGCUUCAUCAAAUCCUCCCUCACAUCAUCAAAAACGGUUUCUACAAUCAACACCUCUUUCAAACCAAACUCAUUAGCUUGUUCUGCAAAUUUGGUACCAUCAAUGAAGCAUUACGUGUUUUUGACUCAGUUGAAACCAAACUUGAUGUUCUUUAUCAUACCCUCCUUAAAGGGUAUGUAAAAAACUCAUCUUUAAGUGAGUCUCUAUCCUUUUUCAAAAGAAUGCAAAAUGAUGAGGUUGAACCAGUUGUGUAUGAUUUUACUUAUCUUUUGCAGUUGUGUGGUGAGAAUUUUGAUUUGAAAAAGGGUAUGGAGGUUCAUGGGAUGUUGAUAAAAAAUGGGUUUGAGUCGAAUUUGUUUGCGAUGACGUCUGUUGUUAAUUUGUAUGCGAAAUGUAGGAAGAUUGAUGAUGCGUAUAAGAUGUUUGUUAGAAUGCCGGAGAGGGAUUUGGUUUGUUGGAAUACGGUUGUUGCGGGGUAUGCUCAAAAUGGGUUUGCUAGGAAGGCUUUGAAGUUGGUUUUGGAUAUGCAGGAGGAUGGGAAGAAGGCGGAUUCGAUUACUUUGGUUAGUGUUUUACCGGCUGUGGCGGAUGUUAAAGGUUUGAGAAUUGGUAGGUCGGUUCAUGGUUAUGCUGUUAGAUUGGGAUUUGAUUCUAUGGUUAAUGUUUCGACUGCGCUUUUGGAUAUGUAUUUUAAGUGCGGUGAGGUAGAGACUGGGAGGUUGGUUUUUCAAAGGAUGAGCAGCAAGAAUGUUGUUUCGUGGAAUACUGUGAUUGAUGGUCUUGCGCAGAAUGGCGAAUCUGAAGAAGCGUUUGCAACGUUUCUGAAGAUGUUCGAGGAAAAGGUGGAGCCUACAAAUGUUAGUAUGAUGGGUGCUUUACAUGCUUGCUCUAAUUUAGGUGAUCUUGAACGAGGGAAAUUUGUUCAUAGAUUAUUGGAUCAGAUGAAACUUAGUUCUAAUGUGUCAGUAAUGAAUUCUUUGAUUUCCAUGUAUUCAAAGUGUAAAAGAGUUGAUAUUGCAGCUUCGGUAUUUGAUAAUUUAGAAGGGAAAACAAACGUCACAUGGAAUGCCAUGAUAUUGGGUUAUGCACAGAAUGGUUGUGUAAAUGAAGCUUUGAAUCUGUUCUGUACUAUGCAAUCUCAAGGUAUUAAACCCGAUUCCUUUACAUUUGUGAGUGUGAUCACUGCUCUAGCAGAUUUAUCGGUUACCCGUCAGGCUAAGUGGAUUCACGGACUUGCAAUACGAACAAAUAUGGACACGAAUGUCUUUGUUGCUACUGCUCUCGUUGACAUGUACGCGAAAUGUGGAGCCAUCGAAACUGCAAGAGAGCUUUUCGACAUGAUGCAAGAGCGACAUGUGAUAACGUGGAAUGCAAUGAUCGAUGGAUAUGGAACACAUGGCCUUGGAAAAGCAGCUCUAGAUCUCUUUGAUGAUAUGCAGAACGAAGCCUCUCUUAAACCAAAUGAUAUAACAUUUCUGUCUGUUAUUUCUGCUUGUAGUCACUCAGGUUUUGUGGAAGAGGGUCUCUACUACUUCAAAAUCAUGAAGGAAGGUUAUGGCUUGGAGCCUUCAAUGGAUCACUAUGGUGCCAUGGUUGAUCUUCUCGGUCGUGCCGGCAAGCUAGAUGAUGCUUGGAAGUUUAUUCACGAGAUGCCCAUCAAACCGGGGAUUACCGUUUUAGGUGCAAUGCUCGGUGCUUGUAAAAUUCACAAAAACAUCGAAUUGGGUGAAAAAGCUGCAGACAGAUUGUUCGAGUUGGAUCCAGAUGAGGGUGGAUAUUAUAUGCUGGUUGCAAACAUGUAUGCCUCUGCUUCAAUGUGGGACAAAGUGGCGAAAGUGAGAACAGCCAUGGAGAAGAAGGGUCUCCACAAAACUCCAGGCUGCAGUUUGGUUGAAUGGAGAAAUGAAGUUCACGCAUUCUACUCAGGAAGUACAAAUCAUCCUCAGUCGAAAAGAAUCUACGCUUUUCUCGAGACUCUUGGAGAUGAGAUCAGGGCUGCUGGUUAUGUGCCUGACAAUGAUUCAAUUCACGACGUAGAAGAAUACGUGAAGGAACAAUUGGUCAGUAGCCAUAGUGAGAGGCUCGCCAUUGCAUUUGGACUUCUGAAUACAAGACCUGGUACGACAAUACAUGUAAGGAAGAACCUAAGAGUUUGUGGUGAUUGUCAUGAGGCUACCAAGUACAUUUCGCUUGUGACAGGGAGGGAAAUUAUUGUGCGUGAUUUACAACGGUUCCAUCAUUUUAAGAAUGGAAGAUGUUCUUGUGGGGAUUACUGGUAAAAUGAUACAUGCUGCUGUUACUAUCGUUGCAUCUGGAUUCAUCCUAUGAUAAUGUAUCAUUUUUGUGUUCUAUUGAAUCAGUUGUUUGUAACUAUAA